Sitodiplosis mosellana (orange wheat blossom midge) is the source of this 5153-nucleotide messenger RNA. RefSeq lists its product as uncharacterized. Lineage: Eukaryota; Metazoa; Arthropoda; Insecta; Diptera; Cecidomyiidae. The coding region runs from base 763 to 4302 and encodes 1179 amino acids. The transcript is spliced from 2 exons. The record is from RefSeq and is a predicted model, not a curated record.
ACAUAAUUUGUUUGAAACAAAAAUCUGAUAUGUUUUAUUGAUUAAUGUAAUAAAAAAGCAAGCUAAAUAGGAGAAAAAAAAUCAAAUUCAAGUAGAAGAUAAAAAAAUUCACUUUCUAAGUGGAGUAAAAAUGCAAAGUAAUUUCUAAUGAGUGAGUAAUUAAGCGAUCGAAGAGUGAGAGAGAAGAGAAACGAUUGAAAAAAGGCCGACUUUAGGAUCGUUUGUAAAACUGGGCAAACUCGUCGGCAUUUAAUUAGUUUGAUAAUUAAAGUUAUGAAUGGCAUUUUUCAUGUGGUUUUUCUGGUUUCACAUGGCAAAAAUGUUGCGAUCGCUUUGUCGCAUUUCUGCACAAUUUGUUAAUAGCAUGCAACUAUGUAUGUGUGUGUGUGUGUGUGUGUGUGUGUGUGACAGAAAUAAUCCGAAAUUUGACCGAUUUUUAUACCUUUUUCAAUUGCAUUCGAAUUUUUGCCUGAAAUAAUUUUUUUUUAUGGCGCCACAUUUACUCGUCAUUACAUCUCCUACUUCCAUACGAAUAUUCCAAUGCUAUAAUGAAUUAACAAUUUUCGUUUAGGUGUUAUUCCAAAAGUGGUCUCUCUGAUGUAAACACCAAAUAAGACAGUGUUUUUGUUUCAUUUAAAAAAAAAAGUAAAAUUUAUUACGAAUUUCGUCUAAAAAAUUCAUUAAAAUACUUUUCAAAAUCUUCUAAAAACUCUUUCGAAGAGGAAUCAUAUAUUGAAUUUGAUACGCAAAUAAUGUGCCAAAAUGUUUAGAAUAAAUAAAUUGUUGAUUUGUUGUACGGCAUUUGUGCUGUUACUGAAUUGGAGUGUGAGUGGCGAUUAUAUUGUGCCGCCAGUACGAGAAUUGUGUCCAUGUUUGCCGCGCAAUAUUUGCCCUCGACCGUAUGGCAUGUCGCCAAUUGAUGCAUUUUAUCUGGGUACAAUUCUGAAGUGUGCACAAGACGAUCACGUGCGUUGCUGUGGUGUAUCGGUUGAGAGUGUGGUUGGUGGCAAAACAAUUACUGAAUCAACGACCAUAGAAACUUCUUCAGUGGCGCCAGUGGUCAACUCUGAAUCGACAAAUGAAUUAGCAACUAUCUCAAGUGGAUUGGAUGUGAAUGAAGAGCUCAGCGAAUCGAAUCAAUCACAAACUACUUUGGCUAAUGAAGUUGCGAGUGAACAAUCGAAUGAUACAAUAGUACCAACUGAUGCCAUUGUACCAAGAAUUCAAGUGCCACGAAAACCAGACAUUUAUCAAAUUUUUCCAAGCAAAGAAUUAGAAGUAUCAAAUCCAAACGAUGUAAUAGUCAACCCGAAGGCACCAUUUAUGGUGGUAUUAGCUGAGGGAAAUGUAGCAGAACAACAGGAAGAAAGUAAGGAAAGCAACGAUGUGGCUAGCACUGAAGAAACAGUGGAUUUUAAGUCUAUCGAACCACCAAAAGUAAAUACAGAUGCAACCAUUGAAUUGAAGGCCAGUGAAUCGAAAAUGGACGAUAUUGAAACACCAGCAAGUAUUGAAGAAACAAUUGAAUCAAAAGACACUGAAUUGGGAGUUUCUGCAUUGAAUACUGUUGAAACAACAUCCGUCAAAUCAGAUGUCACCGAGACGGGAACAACUGAAUCAGAAGCAGUUAAAGUGGAACCUAUCGAAACAGAAACUCAACAAGUAGAAACGGCCAAAUCGGAAACUAUUGAGCCAAAAACCAUUGAGCCAGAAACAGCUGAACCACACGUAACUGAACCAGAAGCCCUUGAACCAGAAGCCCUUGAACCGAAAUCUGUUGAGCAAGACGAGAUUAAAUCAGACGUAGUUGAAACAGUGACCGUUGUGCCUGGUGUCGUUGAGGCAGCGUCCAUGUCGACAGAUGAAGUAGAAAAAGUUGAAUCGGUUACGACAGUGAAAACAAUCGAAGUGAACGAAGAAAGUGGUACCGAAGGAACAACCGAGUCAAAAGCCAUUGAAUCAGAUGCUGUUGAGGUAAAUACAUUUGAACCAAAGUCCAUUGAAUCUGGCACUACGGAGUCGGAAACCCUAGCGGAAACCGUUGAACCAGUAGCCUUCAUAGUACAAAACAAGGAGUCGGAAGAGAUUCAACCGAGAAAUAUUGAAUCAGAAACAGUAAAAUCGGAUGUAGUCGAAUCAGAAACUAAACAAACCAUUGAACCAAAAGCUCUCGAAACAGAAACUGCCAAAAUGGACACUAUUGAGCCAGAAACCGUUCAAGUGUUAUCUGUUGAACAAGACGAAGUUAAAGAAGACGUUGUUAAAACAGAAGCCGUUGAGCCAGUUGUCGUCAUCGACCAAGAAAAAUCCACCGAAUCGAACAUAGAAGAGGUCACCGAAGGAACAAGCGAAUCAAAAGCCAUUGAAUUAGAAACAGUAAAAUCAGAAACUAUUGAAACUAAAGUCGAAGUAACAACUAUCGCUUCAGAAGACGAAAUAACAACGUCAAAAUCAAGUUCAACUGAAACAACAACAAUCGAUUUGGAAAUGGUUGAAAAAAGCAUGCAAGCAAUGGAAUCAAAUGUUACCGAGUCGGAAACAGUUUAUCCAGAAACCAUUACAUCGAUCGAACAAAAAUCAAUCGAGCCAGAAAGCGUUGAAUCAAAUACUAAUCAAUCAGAUGUUAUUGAGCCAGAAAUCUUGAAAGCAAUCACCAACCAUUUAACGGACGAAAUAGAAUCCAUUGAUUCAACACCAACAGAAUCAACACCACUAGAGGUAGAAGCAGUUGAAAAAAGUACUGAAGAAGUGCCGAUAGUUAUUACAACCUCUGAGCCUUUGUUACUUACAACCGAAGUAGUUUCUGAAAAUGUUGAUGCCGCAGUCGAAAGUGAAGCCGUUGAAAGUGAAGUCUACGAAGAAACGACCGUAGCCAAAUCGUCCGAAAACUCAACUGAAAAUGAUAAAACGGCUACUGAAAAAGCGAUUGUAAGUGAAAACACAGAAAAAAUCGUUGAAAAUGAAACGACUGUGAAAACUAUCGAUGUAACUGAACACAGUUCCGAAGAGAAAACCACGGGUGAGAAUCAAGUGAUCACAGAAAAAAUGAUUGAGCAUGAGGUCAAUGAAAGCGUUAUUGCAAUUACUACAUCCAAUCCAACGACGGAAUUAAAUGAAUUAAAACAAUUGGAUUCAUCGACUGAAUCGUUGUUGAGCCGUGCAACAACGGAGAGCACUAACGAGUCUAAUGUGAUUACGACAAGUGUCGCCGAUAUGGACGCAACUGCUCCAGAUCCAUUAACGAUGGAGGCAAGUAAUGUGAUUGAAGUACGUAACAAUAAGCGUCGUGAAUCAAAUUAUCAAGACCAACAAAAUGAAACGACAAGUGUAACUCCACUUUCAAUCCCGUCAAAGAUCAACAUAAAUCAUAGAAUGGGACCGCACAAAAAACCGUCCGUAGAAAGUGUGACACCAGUCGAAGUGGUAAUCGCCAAAGGAAUUCCAUUGCAAUCGAUUUCAACACAACGGCCCAUUGCAAAGGACAACACGAUUUCAGAGCCGAAAUUUACUUCAGCCCAUAAAAUACCAUCAUUUAAGCGACCCGUAGAAAAAGAGCAUAGAAAUCAUACCAUGGAGCAAGAGCAUAAAAAUCAUAUCAUGGAAUUGCAUUCGAUGUUGUCAUCGUUAGCAAAAAUACCCGCUGCUCGACCACCAUUUGGCAGGUCAAAAGCGCUUGAAGAAUUGAUCGCUUACGAGGAAUCGUUACACAAACCGAUCAUUGGUAAUCGACGCACUAAAUCGAAAUCGAAAUACCUGACGAAGAAUACCGUCGAAGCGGCGACAACGACGACUGAAGUCAUUGAAACCAGUACUCAAACCGAAAAAUCAAAACGAAAGUACAAUCGACGUGUACCUGUCCGAACAUUUAGUGUCGGCUCCAUGAAAACGGCAACAACGACAACAACAACAACGACUGAAUUGCCAAAUGUGAGUACAACGGCUCGUCAAACGUUCAACCGACGAAGAAUGUAUGCCAAAACAAGGGCCACCAAUUCAAAUGAGUCAACGACAGUUGCUAUGGAUGUGACAACAAAACCAAAUGACCGAUUACGAAAUGACAAUCCAAAAAUGUCGUUAGAAAAACGUAGGCGAUUAUUUCCAACAAGACGACGCAUUAACACCGUCACAACCACCGAAACCCCAACAUCAACCAGCAAAGCUGCUGAACAGCCACAUCAAUUAAUGGAUGAAAUCACGGAAAAACCAUUCAAUCGAAAUCAAUACCGGACACCACAGCAUCGCUUCAAACUCGUAACCGAACGAUCAACGGACGACGAUUUCACACAACCAAGCGAAGAGUGAAACAUGAAAAAAUUCGAAAAUAGUCAUUAGGAGAAAAACAAACAACGAAAAUUUUACAUAAUGGAUUCCGGCUUGAUAAUUAUCAUGAAAUGUGAAAAAUCUAACAUUCAAAAUUGUAUGGAAUAUUUAACUCUAUCGCAAAGCAUUAGUGCUCAUCAAAUAUAAAUGACAAAUGAUUUCGUGGAAAAUCUAGGUUGGAGUGAGAACUUUGGCUUGUGUGUUUAAUGACAAAAACGGAAUCCAACAACAACAUAAAUCGAUUCGAGGCUUAAUUUUUUUUUUUUUAGGAUAGAAAACUAUUUUUCAAUGCAAUGAAUUAGAAAUGCAAGACAGUUCUGGAAAAUAUGAAGAGCUUAAAUGGUGAAUGUAAAGGAGGAGGAGGGGGAGCAGGAGGACACAUAAUGCAUUCGUAUAGAAAUCAAUAAUCGAAACUUUCAAAACCGAACACAUUGAGGAGACGUAAAUUUUAAAUUUUUCAUCGCUGCUCUAUCUAUCUCUUUAGUAAACCGACACAGUUAGGUAGUACAAGCAGCGAUUCCCCGCGCGCACGCCUCCAUUCGCCCAUUGCAACCGCGAUCAUUUUUCAGUAGCAUUUUUUUGUGUGUGAUUGCAAUCGAAAUAUGACAGUCGGUAGCACAAUUUACCGACAGAAGUUAACAGCCAACCUGUAUCGAACGUUGGAGACCCAUUAGUUAAUUAUUCAAAACGGCAGAGAAUUUAUGUCAGCCGUGUAUAUCGCAUGUCAUGUAGUUUCAUAUUUCUCUUUUUAUACACAUAUCCUUUUGUUCAUCUAUCGAUUUAUUUGAAAAGUUUCAACACAAAUAAAGUACAAACAAUGGAGAAAAAACACA